AUGAGAUUUCUAAUUGUAAAUGGAUUCAAUGCAUCUGCAUCUAGUGCUAAAGUAUUUGAUUAUUUUAGAAAUAACAUUUAGAAUGUAUAUAAUUAUAUUAGAUUUAGAUGAUAUCAAAAUAAAGGGAAGUAGCUGAUACUUAGUGUGAGUAUCAUUUUAGAGAUCGGCAUUCUUUAGAUGAUUUCCUUUAUGAACCAGAAACAAGUUUAAUUAGAAUGGAAUAUGGAUUGAAAUUCAAUUCUAUAGAUAUUGUUUUCAUAAUAGCAUCCCCUAAUUCAAAACCUUGGAGUCCAAAUAUGAGGAAAGUAUUAAUAUUAAUUUACCUUAUUAAGAUAGUAACUUUGAUUAGAAUGUGUUUAAAGACAAAAAAGUUAUUAUUCUCCACUUCAUUUGGUGCAUAGGCAAUAGCUUAUCUUUGUUCAACUAAUUUUUCAGUAGUAACUAAUUUAUUUUUGAUCUAAAGCAUGCUUCUAUUACUAACAAUCAUGGAGAAGGAUGUAAAUUGGUGGAUUUUCCAAAAUAUACAUUAUAAGCAUUAAAAAAUGGUCCUAAUGAAUAUUUCUUGGAUUCCACUACUGGAGAUCUUUAUUUUUAUUGUAAAAUAACAGAUGAAUGGUUACCAAAAGCUAAUAUUGGAUUACAUAAUAGGAGAGAUGCUAUGGAGUAUCAAUCUAUUGGUAAAUACAUUGUCAAAUCACCAACUUAUAAACCUAAAUAGAAUAUGUUGGAAAAUUAAAGUGAAAUGAUGUGUUAGAUAAAAAAACAAUUCUUACAUCAUUGGUUAUUUAGAGAAGUAACAAUGGAAUUUGCAAUAACUUCUUACAAUUAAUGGGAUAUUCAUGCUAUUACAUUUACAAAUCCAGAUAAAGUAUUUAAUGAAAUACUUAUAUUAGAAAUUCAAUUCAUUAGCAGAGCAUAAUUUAAGAGGACCAUUAAUAAUUGAGAGUGACAAUAUAAUAGCAACAAUGUUUGAAUUGGAACCAAAAUAGAAGGAUACUGUAAAAAUAUUAUCUAAUUUUAUUGAUAAUGCUGUUAAAUUGAUUAGAUUCAAUAAUAAUUAUAAUAAUAUUAGCAUUACAAAUGAUAAGUACUUUUCAGGAAAUAAAGGAUUAGAUAAUAUUGAGAUUGUAUUUUAAUAGAAAAGAAAGAUAGGUAAUUUGAAUCCUGAAGAUUUGUUAAAAAAAUAAUAGAAAAAUUUUAUGCAUGAAUAUAGGAAAUUAUUGAAUACUGCCAUUUAAGAAACUGAAAGAGAUAAGAUAUUUCAUGUUGGAUUUUCAGUUAAAAAGGAUAGAUUACCAGAGUAUUACUUUAUUAAUAUAGUUUUGUAUAGCAAAAUAAUAUUUAAGAGAAGAAUUAUAAAGUAGUGAGACGAAAAUCGUUUCAAAUGAAAAAGGCUAUAUUCUUAAGAUAAUAGAGUUAGAUUAAUGUUGGUGGAGAUGAUGAUUAAUAAAUGAGAGAUUUAUUAGAUGAGGCUCCAAAAAAACCUUUACCAUUCUAACGUGUUAUAUCAACUGCUAAUAAUAGUAAAAGAUUAAACUCAAAAAAACAUUCAAAUCCAAAAACACCAAAUACAAUUGAAAAAGAAGACAAUGAAUUUCAAGAUUUUGAAAUCAAGGGAAUAAAUAAUAUCUCUGUUAGAAAAAUGCUUCAUCCUUCCUUAGAUGAUGAAUUCUUAGGAUCAAAUAAGAUAUGGGUACCAGGAUUCUUAUCAAAGGAUAAAAGUAAGAAUAAUCAUAUUGGUCAAAGUUAAAGAGGUUAACGCAAUUAGAAUAAUAGAUUUCACACUGAUUCACUUGUCGGUUGA
Paramecium primaurelia is the source of this 1804-nucleotide messenger RNA. NCBI's taxonomy places the organism in Eukaryota, Ciliophora, Oligohymenophorea, Peniculida, Parameciidae. The record is from the annotation of a GenBank genome assembly.